AUAAUAAAAGUACGUUGAAAUCUACGGACGGUCGAAAAAGAUUCCACGAAUCAAAUUAUAUAUAGAUAGAUAAAUACAAAAAGGAAGACAAGAAAAGUUGUGGUUUUAAAUUUGGAAGUCGCAGUUUUUAAAGAUUAAUGGGUGCUCGUGCUGAAGUGUUAGCAGCGACGAAGGAAACCGUGCGAUGAUCGAUCGCAAUAACACUGAUACACAACGAUAAAUCUAUUUGUUUAAGCAGUUAUGUACAGUUACUUGGAGGCGAUCUUCAAGCCCGGGAAGAAGACGUCGACGACGUCGAGACCCGGGUCGAUCGUGACAUCGAGGCCGCUCUCGGAGACGGACUUGGCCAACUCGGAUGUGGAACCUGAGAUGGAACAGAAGCGCUACGAGGCGCGAAUCAACGCGAUGGACGACAAGGAACUUUGCACCAAGUUCGAAGAUCUCCUCAACGAUAUGAAUCUGAAUGGGGAGAAACGACAACCACUGGAUUCGUUCACUGCUGAUAUGAAGAGGCGGAUGCUGAUCAUGCAGUACAAGGGUGCGAACCAGGAGAGCAAGAGCAAAUUCGACAAACCGCAACAGUACAUUGAUUAUCUGGACAAUUACCUGAAGCCCGAACUGUUGAGUCCCCACAAGUUGUUCCAAUGCGUGGAAUCUCUGAGGAUAGCACUCACCAAUAAUCCGCUCUCGUGGGUCAACGAGUUCGGAUCGGAUGGUAUGGAGAUGCUCUUCAGGGUCAUUGAUACAAGCACAAAUCACAAACGCGACGGCACCACGAAAUUCGAUAAAGUCCAGGUGGAAUGUCUGAAAUGCAUCCUGAAGUUCAUGAACAACACGGAGGGAUUGAAAUCUUUCUUGCGCAGCGAUCACGGUCACAGGAUCAUCGCGAAUUGCAUCAACUGCAAGAGGCCGGCAGUGACCAUACUCGCUCUACAGAUCUUGGCUGCGCUUUGUUUCCUGGGUGAGGAUAACCCCAAGAAGAUUGUGGGAACGGACAGGGCUUUGGCGGCUGUGACGAUGCUCGGGGAGAGCAGAGAUUGCGAACGGUUCCGUCCCUUCACCGAUUGCAUCACGAAAUCCGAUAACGAGGAUCUGUGGGCCAACUGUUUGAAGUUCAUCAAUUCCCUACUUACCAUCGAGGAUUUCGAUUUUCGUCUGCAUCUGAGGAACGAGAUCGUGCGGAACGGUCUGCACGAUUACCUGGAGAAGCUGAAGAACUAUUCGAAUCCGGUGGUGAAGACGCAAAUGGACGUGUUCGAGAACUCGAAGGAGGAGGACGCGUACGAGCUGACGCAACGGUUCGAGAACGUCAAGUUCGAUAUGGAUGAUCUCAACGAUUGCUUCGAGAUGCUCAAGAACACGACGCUCGACACGUCCGCGGAACCGUUCUUCCUUAGUAUACUGCAGCAUCUGCUGUUCGUUCGGGAUGAUUACGUUAUUAGGCCUUUGUACUAUAAGAUUAUUGAGGAGUGCGUGACGCAGAUCGUGCUGCAUAAGUCGGGCUUGGAUCCGGAUUUCACGAAGAGGCAUCUCAAUAUUGUAGAUCUGCAGCCGCUGUUCGACGAGAUCCGGGACAAACCGUGCACGUACGAGGAUAGUAAAGUGGAGGAGAUCAAGAAGCAGCUGGAAGAGGCUCUGGCUGCUAAAGAAGAGGCCUUGGCGAAGCUCGCCAUAAUGGAGGGUCGUGGUGAAAACGGCGGCGGCGGUCAGACCGGGAAAUUGGAUCCGAACACGGUGAACGCCGUCAACAAGGUGCUCUCUCCUGUACCUCCGCCACCCGUACCAGGGAUGCCGCCGCCUCCACCGUUGCCCGGAAUGGGCGGUGGUCCUCCACCUCCGCCAAUGCCAGGUAUGGUCGGUCCUCCGCCACCGCCGAUGCCCGGAAUGGGUGGAGGACCGCCUCCACCUCCUUUGCCAGGAAUGGGCGGGGCACCGCCUCCUCCACCAAUGAUGGGUGGUGGUCCUCCGCCACCCCCGAUGAUGGGAAUGGGUCCACCGCCGAUCCCCGGCGCCGUCCCCUUACCAGGAAUGGGAAUGCCGGACGUCCUCCCUCACGGCCUCAAACCCAAGAAGAAAUGGGACGUGAGCGGCCCCCUGAAGAAGGCCAACUGGAAAACGAUCAUACCGCAGAAGAUGUCCGCAAAGUCGUUCUGGCUGAAAGUCAAGGAGGAGGAUCUGGCUUCCGUCGAUAUUCUGGACGGUCUGUCGACACGCUUCACCUCCAAACCGAUCACCAAGAAAUUCGACGACGUGGACAAAAACUCGAAUGUGGGUACGAUGAAGAAGGCCAAAGAACUGAAAGUCCUCGACGGUAAAUCCGCCCAGAACAUCAGCAUCCUGCUGGGAGGCAGCUUCAAGCAUCUCGCCUACGACGACAUCAAAAAGUGCCUGCUGAAAUGUGAUAACAAGAUCCUCACCGAAAGCGUUCUCGAGCAACUCAUUCAAUAUUUGCCACCGCCAGAUCAGUUGACGCAAUUCCAACAGUACAAAGAUUCGUACAACCAGCUGACGGGCGCAGAACAAUUCUGUUUGAAGAUGUCCGAGGUGAAACGACUGUUGCCACGCCUGAAAUCGUUGAAAUUCAGACAAAACUACACGGAGAUGGUGAGCGACGUGAAGCCGGACAUCGUUGCAGCGACAGCCGCAUGCGAGGAGGUCAAGAAGAGCAAGAAAUUUGCUAAACUGCUGGAGCUGAUCCUGCUGUUAGGCAACUACAUGAACACGGGCACGAGGAACGCUCAAGCAUUUGGCUUCGAAAUCAGUUUCUUAACGAAGUUGACCGGAACGAAAGACAUCAAUAACAAGCAAACGUUGCUGCAUUACAUCGUGGAAACGACGGAGAAAAAGUUCCCGGAGGUGCUGAACUUUGCUGACGAGAUGCAGCACAUCGACAGGGCCAGUCGUGUCUCUCUGGACACCAUCCAGAAGACGCUGGUGCAGAUGGACAGGGAUAUCAAGAACUUGGAGAUGGACAUCAAGAACAACAGGGAACCGCAGAACGAGGACGACCUCUUCGUCGAAGUGAUGGAUAAGUUCUCGAAGGAGGCGCGAGAGCAGUGCGACGUGAUACAGAAGAUGUUCAAGAAGAUGGAGACGCUCUACUCUGACCUCUCCGAGUAUUACGUCUUCGAUAAGCAGAAGUACACUCUGGAGGAGUUCUUCACCGAUCUGAAGACUUUCAAGGAUAACUUUAUGAAUGCGAAGAAAGACAACGAUCUAGAACGGGAACAGGAGGAGAAGAAUAGAAGGGCAAAGUUGGCACGAGAAAAGGCGGAUCGCGAAAAGCAGGAGAGGGAAGCGCGAAAGAAGGCCAUCGUCGACAUGAAUCCCUCAGAAACACAAGAAGGAGUCAUGGAUAGUUUACUGGAGGCUCUGCAAACAGGAAGCGCGUUCAGUCGAGAGCAGAAGAGGAAAAGGGCGCCGCGACUAGCAGGAGCCGAUAGAAGAGCAAAGUUAGUUCGGUCUAGAUCUAGAACCAAUGUCAUAGCAGGCCGAGAGCUAAGAGAAAUAAUGACGUGAGGAAUCUGGAUUCCGUAGUGUUUUUGUUUAUUUAAACUUUUUUUUAGUUAUUUAUAAAACUUCAACGAAAAAAAAA
Molecule: messenger RNA, 3595 nt
Organism: Nicrophorus vespilloides
Lineage: Eukaryota; Metazoa; Arthropoda; Insecta; Coleoptera; Silphidae
Gene: dia
Product: protein diaphanous
Exons: 13
Coding region: 241-3519 (1092 amino acids)
Biological process (GO): actin cytoskeleton organization; actin filament polymerization
Cellular component (GO): actin filament; cytoplasm
Molecular function (GO): actin binding; microtubule binding; small GTPase binding
Source: RefSeq, a predicted model, not a curated record